Messenger RNA from Ictidomys tridecemlineatus (thirteen-lined ground squirrel), 4501 nucleotides. The record is from RefSeq and is a predicted model, not a curated record. Lineage: Eukaryota; Metazoa; Chordata; Mammalia; Rodentia; Sciuridae.
GGGAUGCUGACUGGGUUUAGUUUCUUCUUUUCCCAGCACUGUUGGACCAGACCGGCAGAAUCCACCAAGGUCCUCUCUCUGACUACCUCUCCGGAAUGAGGUCUCAGCGCCCGUGCGACACAACCCCGUUUUCUGUGCCACAGAGCCCAAGGAGAGGCCGAAGCCGAGACGAUGCCUGGGAAGCUGAAGGUGAAAAUCGUAGCCGGGCGCCAUUUGCCAGUGAUGGACCGUGCUAGUGACCUGACUGAUGCCUUCGUGGAGGUAAAAUUUGGUAAUACCACCUUUAAAACAGAUGUAUACCUCAAGUCACUCAAUCCACAGUGGAACUCAGAAUGGUUUAAGUUUGAGGUGGAUGAUGAAGAUUUACAAGAUGAACCUUUACAGAUCACAGUUCUUGACCAUGAUACUUACAGUGCAAAUGAUGCCAUUGGUAAAGUGUACAUUGAUAUUGAUCCUUUACUGUACAGUGAGGCUGCAACAGUCAUCUCAGGAUGGUUUCCAAUUUAUGACACUAUACAUGGUAUCCGUGGAGAAAUCAAUGUAGUUGUCAAAGUAGACCUCUUCAAUGAUUUAAAUCGAUUUAGACAGUCAUCGUGUGGAGUCAAAUUCUUUUGCACAACGUCUAUUCCAAAGUGCUAUAGAGCUGUGAUAAUUCAUGGAUUUGUAGAAGAACUUGUAGUCAACGAAGACCCAGAAUAUCAAUGGAUCGAUCGAAUUCGUACACCAAGGGCAUCAAAUGAGGCCAGACAGAGACUCAUUUCUUUAAUGUCAGGUGAACUACAAAGGAAGAUUGGCUUAAAAGUACUCGAAAUGAGAGGAAAUGCAGUUGUUGGCUACUUACAGUGUUUUGAUCUGGAGGGCGAGUCUGGGUUAGUGGUACGAGCCAUAGGAACAGCAUGUACUCUGGAUAAAUUAAGUAGCCCAGCAGCAUUCCUUCCUGCAUGCAAUUCUCCAUCUAAAGAAAUGAAGGAGAUUCCCUUCAAUGAAGAUCCCAAUCCCAAUACUCACUCAUCAGGACCCUCAACCCCUCUGAAAAACCAAACUUAUUCCUUUUCACCUUCCAAGUCCUACAGUCGACAGUCCUCUUCUUCUGACACAGAUUUGAGUUUGACACCCAAAACUGGAAUGGGCAGUGGUAGUGCUGGAAAAGAAGGGGGGCCAUUUAAAGCUCUUUUAAGACAACAGACACAGUCAGCAUUGGAGCAGAGGGGAGGAUCGCCUCAUAGGUUCUGUAGAAGGCGGUUGGGAGAAAAAAAGGAAUUUCCAUUUUUUACCCUGACUACAUUUCCUCCUGGAUUCCUUGUGCACGUUGGAGGUGUUGUUAGUGCACGUUCUGUGAAGCUUUUGGAUCGUAUCCACAAUCCUGCCUUUGUCGGAAUUAUGGGUAACACAAGAUCUUACAAACUACUAGACUGGAAUAGUUUCAAUUCAGAUGAACCGGAAACUCGAGAUGCAUGGUGGGCAGAAAUCAGACAAGAAAUAAAAUCACAUGCUAAAGCCUUAGGCUGUCAUGCUGUAGUGGGCUACAGUGAGUCAACCAGCAUCUGUGAAGAGGUCUGUAUUUUAUCAGCAUCUGGCACAGCGGCUGUUCUGAACCCUCGAUUUCUGCAGGAUGGCACCGUGGAAGGCUGUUUGGAACAGAGGCUUGAAGAAAAUUUGCCUGCAGGCUGUGGAUUUUGCCAUAUACCAUAUGAUGAACUGAAUAUGCCAUUUCCAGCUCAUCUCACAUACUGCUAUAGUUGCAGGAAACAAAAAGUUCCUGAUGUUCUCUUUACAACUAUAGACCUCCCAAUAGAUGCAAUAGUUAUUGGAAAAGGUUGUCUUAUUCAAGCAAGGUUAUGUCGCUUAAAAAAGAAAGCACAGGCAGAAGCAAAUGCUACAGCUAUCAGUAAUCUCUUGCCAUUUAUGGAAUAUGAAGUACAUACUCAGCUAAUGAAUAAACUAAAACUCAAAGGAAUGAACGCUUUGUUUGGACUAAGAAUCCAGAUCACAGUGGGUGAAAAUAUGUUGAUGGGCUUAGCAUCUGCCACAGGUGUAUAUUUAGCGGCUUUACCAAUGCCUGGUGGUAUUCAGAUUGCUGGGAAGACUCCUAAUGAUGGUUCAUAUGAACAGCAUAUCUCUCAUAUGCAAAAGAAGAUAAAUGAUACAAUUGCUAAGAACAAGGAAUUAUAUGAAAUCAAUCCUCCAGAGAUAUCUGAAGAGAUUAUAGGAUCACCCAUCCCCGAACCUAGACAACGCUCAAGACUUUUAAGAUCUCAGUCAGAAAGUUCUGAUGAAGUUAUGGAAUUAGAUCUUUCACAUGGGAAAAAAGAUGCUUUUGUUUUGGAGAUUGAUGACACUGAUGCAAUGGAAGAUGUGCAUUCUCUCCUUACUGAUGUUCCUCCUCCUUCAGGCUUUUAUAGUUGCAAUACAGAAAUUAUGCCUGGUAUAAAUAAUUGGACAUCAGAAAUACAGAUGUUCACAUCAGUAAGAGUAAUCAGAUUAAGCAGUCUUAACCUGACUAAUCAAGCUCUCAAUAAGAACUUUAAUGAUCUCUGUGAAAAUUUACUCAAGAGCCUGUAUUUUAAGUUACGAUCCAUGAUCCCCUGCUGCCUUUGCCAUGUAAAUUUCACAGUAUCUCUGCCUGAAGAUGAAUUAAUUCAGGUCACAGUCACAGCAGUUGCAAUAACUUUUGAUAAAAAUCAGGCUUUACAGACCACAAAACCACAUGUUGAAAAGUCACUACAAAGAGCUUCUACAGAUAAUGAAGAACUUCUGCAGUUUCCACUGGAACUCUGUUCAGAUUCACUUCCUUCACAUCCUUUCCCACCAGCUAAAGAACACCUGGAGAGUGCAAGUUCUAACUCAGGUAUACCAGCUGCACAGAGAGCAACGUCAGUUGAUUACAGUUCCUUUGCAGACAGAUGCAGCAGCUGGAUAGAGCUCAUUAAACUGAAAGCUCAGACCAUAAGGCGCGGAUCAAUUAAGACAACUGUGACACUUGAAAAAGCAAGUCCAAUGGGUGAAGGAAAUUUCCGGAACCGUUCUGCUCCACCUUGUACAAAUUCCACAGUUGGGGUUGUUAAGAUGACACCUCUUUCUUUCAUUCCUGGAGCAAAAAUAACUAAAUAUCUUGGGAUAAUUAACAUGUUUUUUAUUCGGGAAACUACUUCUCUUCGUGAGGAAGGAGGAGUCAGUGGUUUCCUCCAUGCCUUUAUUGCUGAAGUGUUUGCAAUGGUGAGGGCUCACGUUGCUGCAUUAGGAGGAAAUGCUGUCGUCUCCUAUAUAAUGAAGCAGUGUGUCUUCAUGGAGAAUCCAAAUAAAAACCAGGCACAGUGUCUUAUAAACGUAAGUGGUGAUGCAGUGAUUUUUGUUCGUGAAUCAGACUUAGAAGUGGUAUCAGCCCAGCAACCUACUGCCACCUGCCAGCCAUUAUGUACUGGAGGAGAUGUUACAACCUGAAGAAAAUAGGAAAGAAAGAGCUCACCUCAUUGAGAUUUAUCUGUCUCCAUUGUUUUGUCAUUAUUGUCUUAGACAAAAAGAAAUGAAAUUAAUUUGAAAUAGUUGAGAAAGAAUUGAUACAUUAUGCGUAGAUUUUUGUCUGGAAUCUGUUGAAGGCAUGAGAAUUUCUAAUCUUGAUGUUUUGUUUGCCUAGUCUAGAUAGACAGGCCCCAUGAAAUCUUCUGCCUUCAAUAAGUUAAAAUAAAUUUCUAAGUGAACUGUAGCAAAAAUGAAAGUUACUCUAAUUUAUGUUGAUUUUAAUAAAAUCAUAAUUUAAAAAUGAAAUGGGAGGAUUAUCAGGAAACUAGAAUAGCUACUUUAUAUAAUUUAGAAAAACAAAGCAAGAAAGUCACAUAUUGUUAAUGAAUAAAUAAUAGAUUUGAGAAAUGUGGGAGAAAAGGAGAAGAGUUUUCAGAAAACUACUGUGUGGAUUUCUUAAUGUGUCUUAUUUUGAUGAGGAAUUUGGUAAUAACUCUCAGUGGGUAAGUGCUUUCAGCCGUCUUUUAGAAAGUUGAAAUUCUGUAACUUGAUUCUGAAAUACCUCUAACUACUGUAAAAGAAAAAGUAAUUUAUUAAAACUGAUAUCUUUUCAUUGAAAAGUUUUAAUAUCUCCAACGAGGGAGGAAAAUUUAUAAUAUAAUUUCAUAACUGGCCACAUUUGAGUUAGUAUUUAAUUUGUCUGAAGAGGCUUGGCUUCAAGUGGGAAGAAAACAUUGGUGAAUUUUAUUGAAGUAGUAAAAAUAUAAUUGAUCUAGUAGGAACAUAAAAAUUAUUUUCCAGUAAAAUAAUAUUGCACUCCUACCAAAUGUACAGAAUUUUAGUAGUAUCUUAGAAAUUUUUGGUAGUGAGUUGGAGUGUAUUUGGCAUAGAAUUUGGAAAUGUAAAUUGAAGUAAAUAUGCUGCAAAAUGUUGAAUGUAUACAUAGAAAUACUUUUUUUUGUCAAUGCCAAAUGCCCACUGUAAAUGAAUCUUAGAUAUUAUAUUUCUCCUUUGCACAAUAAAAUUUCUUUAUAAAAACUCA